Molecule: messenger RNA, 1326 nt
Organism: Astrephomene gubernaculifera
Lineage: Eukaryota; Viridiplantae; Chlorophyta; Chlorophyceae; Chlamydomonadales; Astrephomenaceae
Source: the annotation of a GenBank genome assembly
GCCGUGUUCGACCUGAGCAAGGCGGAUAGCAGCGCACUGCCUUGGUCCUUCCAGUCCUUCAGCGUCAACUCACAGGCUGAUUUGGACUCAAUGCGCACCUCCCUGGGAGACUCCCUGGAGUAUCUCGAGGCGGACCUGCAGGCCACCAUUGGGCUGUACGAAGUGCACUCGGACACCGGAGCCUCUGCCGCCGCCCCGUUGGCAUCCGCAUCAGCACACGGUCGUCGCCUGCAGGCUGCGAACGCAUCCACAACUGCAACUGCAACCUCAUCCGCAACUGGGUCGUCCUCAUCCCCUGCCUCCGCCUCCGCAAGCGCCUACGCUACGGCAGGUGGCGCCGCCUUCGCUCCACCAGUGUACGGCAAGGACACCACUCCGCUUAUUCCCACCGCUCCUGCUGUCGACGUACCCACCAUCAGCGAUGACGAGGCCGCCGCUCCCAGCAGCACCGAUUCCGAAGCCCCUUCCAGCAGUCAGUGCGCUUGCAUCCAGAUCUACGCGCCCGUUUGCGGUUCGAAUGGUAAGGAGUUCAGCAAUGCUUGCGAGGCCUGGUGCGCGGGCGUGCUGACGUGGACCCCAGGCAGCUGCGACGGCACCGGCCUGUUUAACGGCAACUUUAGCGACGGUGGCUUCAGCUCGGCUGAGACCGUCGACACCAACCCUCGCUCUUGGGGCCUGGACCGCAUCGAUCAGGUGUCGCUGCCGCUGAACGGCGGCUACAGCCCCGGUCGCCUGGACGGCGCCGGCACCCACAUUUAUAUCCUGGACACGGGUGUGCGCACCAGCCACUCCGCCUUCUCGGGCCGCGUGGGCGAGGGCACCUCCAUGCUGGGCGGCAGCUACCAGGACGACAACGGACACGGCACACACGUCGCAGGUACGGCGCUGGGCGCAACAUACGGCGUGGCUCGCGCCGCCAUCCUGCACCCGGUCAAGGUGAUGGACUCGCAGGGCAGCGGCUCCUACUCCGACAUCAUCGCCGGGCUGGGCUGGGUGAAGGACCAUGUGGCGCGUAACGGCUACAAGCAGGCGGUUGUGACCAUGUCGCUGGAGGGGCCCCGUGCAGCAAGCCUCAACGAUGCAGUCACUGCCCUCACAGACGCUGGUAUUGCGGUGGUCGUGGCGGCCGGUAACGACAAGGGUGGUGACACCUGCAGCUACAGCCCUGCCUCCGCACCCGCCGCCAUUGCGGUCGGCGCAUCCAACCGCGAUGACACCAUGGCCUCCUUCUCCAACAUCGGCAGCUGCGUCUUCACUUUCGCGCCUGGGUCGUACAUCGUGUCGGCGUCGUACUCGGGAGACUACGCGGAGGCGACCAUGUCCGGG